AUGAGAGUAGACUUUCCUUUCGUCUACCUCAGCAUCAUCCAAGGAGAGGGCGAAGCCGUCAGAGUCAAAGAUCCUCACUGGCGAAACGACUUGACUAAAUGGCAACCAAAAGCCGCCGGUCCUCUCUACCUCCACCGCCAUAUCAUCAACAACAUGAUUGCCUGUCUCAGAAAACCCGACGAGGCAAGAGAGAACUACAAAGUCUUCAAGUUCCAGAUGGCCAUUACAGUUGCCCACGAAAUCGUCCACUUUCUAACUGGUUUGCUGAUUGAUCCUAUUCCACGGCGCCAGUACACCCCUCCUCGCGUUACUCUAGAGAUUUAUGGUGACAGGGCAAAAGGGGAAGCAGGCCGCUUCUUCGAGAAGAUGCUGCUAGGCGGUGUUUUGGAGUGUUAUGAAGAUCCAACCGACCGUCUGGGAGAUCAACAAGCAGGUGAGCCAUGGGUGUUUCCGGAUUCCAAAAACAGCAGCGUUGGACACCGCGUUUCCAUGGCCUAUAUCCACCGGUUUAUCAACAAAGGUUUGCUAUGCCCUCCUACUGCACACCCCGGACUGUCUGCCAGAUCCCGCUUUGUUCAACGCUUCUCAGGACCAGCCCCUAGCAGCGGAACCCGUUCAUCGCCCUCUGGAGCCGGCCAAGUCAACCGUGCCCCUGCACCUCGAACUUCUUACUCUGGUACACCACCGCACGCUAGUCAUCCUCGUCCCUCAUAUGUUAGCUACCCUGCUCCUGAUCAAGCUCGCGGAUCAUAUAUUUCUGGAGAUAGGUACAUCCAUCAAUACCAGCGGUCUUCUGAAGGAGCAAACUGA
Podospora bellae-mahoneyi is the source of this 810-nucleotide messenger RNA. RefSeq lists its product as uncharacterized. The coding region runs from base 1 to 810 and encodes 269 amino acids. NCBI's taxonomy places the organism in Eukaryota, Fungi, Ascomycota, Sordariomycetes, Sordariales, Podosporaceae. The transcript has 2 exons. The record is from RefSeq and is a predicted model, not a curated record.